GCUAUACAGGCAACUCCCAUCAGUCCCUUUCCGACUCGCUCCGGUUGCUAAUAUCACAUGAUAUCAAAACACCGAGCCCCUGACGAGCGCCCGCCCGCAGACGCAGAGCACACUGAGCUCCGGUCCUGGAACCCAGCGAGAAUCUGCCAUGAAGACGCUGCUGAUCCUUGUGGCCGUGUUGGAAGCCACCGCCACCGUCACGGAACCAGGAUGGAUCUACGGCCCCGAGAGAAUUGAAACCGACCGGGGCUACGGAGACCACAACGGCCCCGACACCUGGCCGGACAUGCAUCCGAUGUGCGGCGGCUCCAAGCAGUCCCCCGUGGCGCUCGACACACGCCAAGCUCUCCUGAACACCUCUAGGGCACCCUUCGAGUUCACGGGCUACAAUUCCUUGCCGCCCUUCAUGGAAGUCACCAACACGGGGCACGCAGUCGAGAUCAACUCUACGAUCCAAGCGUCUGUGUCUGGCGGGAACCUGCCCGGCAAGUACAUCUUCUCGCAGGUCCACUUCCACUUCGGCUCCGAGCACACCGUGAAUGGCAACAGGUUCCCGGCGGAGGUUCACUUGGUGCACUACCUGGAAAGAUACGGCAACUUUAGUGAGGCACUGAAACACGACAACGGGGUGGCGGUGCUGAGCGUGAUGCUGGAACUGUCCUCGGAGGACAACCCACUUCUCGAUCCCAUCGUUAACGCUCUCACAAAGAUAACCAAGCCAGGAGAGUCUGCCUCCAUCACCCCCUUCCCCCUAUCGUGCAUCCUGCCGAAGAACACUGACAGAUUUUUCCGCUACGAUGGCUCCCUCACCACCCCGGAGUGCAACGAGGUGGUGGUGUGGACGGUCUUCCUUGAAACCGUCCCCAUAUCGACGGCCCAGCUGGAGGAAUUCAGGAAACUGAUGGGCGCUCAUGGAGAACCCUUGGCAGACAACUUCAGGCCCACCCAGGAACUCAACGGUCGCCAGGUGUACGUACAUGUACCAAGAGCCAUGCCAGCUGCCCGUCCCGUCACACGUAUAUAUCCUGACAUCUCGCACAAGCAGAGUACAGUCAACCCGUUGUCACUUUUACACUUUUAUCAGAGCGGGAGGCAGAUUUCCACUUCCUCAGCCUUUCCCUUGAAGUUCGCUCUGAACCUGUCACAGCGACCCUACCCAAUCCGAUCCUACCCAAUCCGAUCCUACCCAAUCCGAUCCUACCCAAUCCGACCCUACCCAAUCCGACCCUACCCAAUCCAACCCUACUCAAUCCAACCCUUCCCUUCCUAUAAAAAAAAGUGGCGCCUCUUACGUAGGUAGAGAGAGAGAGAGAGAGAGAGAGAGAGAGAGAGAGAGAGAGAGAGAGAGAGAGAGAGAGAGAGAGAGAGAGAGAGAGAGAGAGAGAGAGGGGAAGCAGUCUUGUAUUUU
Messenger RNA from Eriocheir sinensis (Chinese mitten crab), 1408 nucleotides. RefSeq names its product carbonic anhydrase 2-like. Gene Ontology annotation, molecular function: zinc ion binding; carbonate dehydratase activity. The transcript has 8 exons. NCBI's taxonomy places the organism in Eukaryota, Metazoa, Arthropoda, Malacostraca, Decapoda, Varunidae. The coding region runs from base 149 to 1300 and encodes 383 amino acids. The record is from RefSeq and is a predicted model, not a curated record. Gene Ontology annotation, cellular component: plasma membrane.